Morus notabilis is the source of this 2729-nucleotide messenger RNA. RefSeq names its product G-type lectin S-receptor-like serine/threonine-protein kinase At4g27290. Gene Ontology annotation, biological process: protein phosphorylation; recognition of pollen. Bases 1 to 2463 code for a protein of 820 amino acids. The transcript has 7 exons. NCBI's taxonomy places the organism in Eukaryota, Viridiplantae, Streptophyta, Magnoliopsida, Rosales, Moraceae. Gene Ontology annotation, molecular function: protein serine/threonine kinase activity; ATP binding. The record is from RefSeq and is a predicted model, not a curated record.
AUGGCGGUUUGUACUUCAAUAUUGCUAAUUUCUCUUCUUUUCUUUUUUCUAUCCCAGUCAGUUCUCUCUGUAGUUGAUAGCAUCACUCAAUUCCGAUCCCUUAGUGAUGGCGGAACUUUGGUUUCUAAAGAAGGAAGCUUUGAGCUUGGUUUCUUCACUCCAGACAAUUCAGAGAAUCGUUACGUUGGAAUUUGGUACAAGAACAUCCCAGUUCAAACUGUCGUUUGGGUUGCAAACCGCUGCAACUCGAUUAAUGAUUCCUCUGGCUUGCUCACCAUAAACGGCACAGGUAAUCUUGUGCUUUUGUAUCAGAAUAAGAGUGUUGUGUGGUCGACGAGCUCAUCGAUACAAGCCCGGAAACCAAUAGUGGAGCUUCUAGAUUCCGGAAAUCUUGUACUUAGAGAUGAGGAAGAUGGAAACUCAGAGAACUAUUUAUGGCAAAGCUUUGACUAUCCUUCGGAUACAUUGCUGCCAGACAUGAAAAUGGGGUGGGAUUUGAGGAUAGGCCUUAAGCGGCGUCUCUCAGCGUGGAAGAGUUGGGAUGACCCUUGUCCUGGAGAUUUCACUUAUGGGUUUGAGUUUGAUCCACAACUUCAUACAUUCCCCGAAGCUUAUAUACGAAAGGGCACCGCAAAGUUCUACCGCACCGGACCUUGGAAUGGCCUUCGUCUUAGUGGCUCACCGGAACUAAGGUCAAACCCGCUCUAUGGUUUCGACUUUGUUUAUAAUAACGAUGAGAUGUAUUACAUAUACAACCUCAUGAGUAAGUCUGUGAUCUCAAGAAUAGUCCUGAAUCAAACCACCAGUUUUCGUCAGCGCCUUACAUGGAUAGAGGCAGAUCAAACUUGGAGGAUUUACGCAUCAGUGCCUAGAGACGACUGUGACAAGUACGGUGUCUGCGGAGCGAAUGCGAAUUGUAUGGUAAACGAAAAUCCUAUCUGUCAAUGCCUAGGAGGAUUCAAGCCCAAGUCUCAAGAGAAAUGGAAUCUAAUGGACUGGUCUGAAGGAUGUGCAAGGAACAUUCCACUGAACUGCCUGGAGAAAGAUAAAGAUGGCUUUAUCAAAUUUUCGGGGUUGAAAGUGCCCGAUACAACACAUUCUUGGGUGAAUAAGAGUAUGAAUCUAAAGGAAUGCAGGGCCAAAUGUUUAAGCAACUGUUCUUGUAUGGCUUAUACAAAUUCUGAUAUCAGAGGAAAAGGAAGUGGUUGUGUCAUCUGGUUUGGGGAUAUGAAAGAUAUUAGGCAAUUUCCCAUUGGUGGACAAUAUCUAUUUAUUCGCAUGCCACAUUCAGAGCUAACUGAUAGUAAGAUGAGAGCAGUGCUGAUAGUGGCUGCUGCCAUUGGUGGUUUUUCUGGGUUGCUCCUACUUGGCUAUUUCAUUUGGAGGAGAGCCUCAAAAGACAAAACAGAUGGAAAUGAAACAGUAAGUCGUAAUGGAGACCAAGACGAAGACCUGGAACUACCAUUGUUUGAUCAGUCUUCUAUAACUGCUGCAACUGAAAAUUUUUCAGCAGACAAUAAGCUUGGGGAAGGUGGCUUCGGACCAGUAUACAGAGGUAAGCUAGAAGAUGGCCAAGAAAUUGCAGUAAAGAGGCUAUCAAUAAGUUCUGGGCAAGGAGUGAGAGAGCUAAAAAAUGAAGUAAAACUAAUUGCCAAGCUUCAACAUCGAAAUCUUGUGAAGCUUCUUGGUUGUUGUAUUCAGGGAGAAGAGAAAUUGCUGAUAUAUGAAUAUAUGCCGAACAGAAGCCUUGACUUUUUCAUUUUUGAUCAGACCCAAGGAAAACUACUAGAAUGGUCAAAGCGCUUCCAAAUCAUAUGCGGAAUUGCUCGAGGACUUCAAUAUCUUCACCAGGAUUCUAGAUUGAGAGUAAUACAUAGAGAUCUCAAAGCUAGUAAUAUUUUACUUGACAAUGAGAUGAAUCCUAAAAUUUCAGACUUUGGCUUGGCAAGAACUUUUGGAGGAGAUCAGACAGAAGGACAGACAAGCAAAGUAAUUGGAACCUAUGGCUAUAUGGCACCGGAAUACGCAUUCGAUGGCUUAUUCUCAAUAAAGUCGGAUGUCUUUAGUUUUGGUAUAUUGGUGUUGGAGAUUGUAAGUGGAAAUAAAAGCAGAGGCUUUCACCAAGAAAAUCAAGGUUUCACCCUCAUUGGACAUGCAUGGAUAUUGCAUAAAGAGGGCAGUUCAUUUGGAUUGCUUGAUAAGCACUUAAGGGAAUCGGACCACAAUCUAAAACAAGUGUUGCGUUGCAUUCAUGUCGGUCUCUUAUGCGUGCAACAAAGUCCGGUGGAUAGACCAAAUAUGUCAUCUGUGGCUGUGAUGUUGGGAAGUGACAGUGAGCUGCCUCAACCCAAACCACCCGGCUAUUUCACAGAGACGGGUGCAGUGAAAAGAGACAGUUCCUCCACAAAGCCCGACUCAUCUUCAACGAAUGAUAUGAGCAUUUCACUUCUCGAGGCUCGAUGAGACUUAAGUAUAGUUACAGCAAAUUUAUACCUACUCCAACAACAACUAACGAGCCUCAGGAGUUUCAAGUACUUUUUUGGAGAGUCAAGAGUAUGUAGUAUAGCUUAAACAAGUUGUGUGAAAUAGUUUUAUUGGAUGGCAUAUACGAGAGUGGUGAAAACUUCUUUGUCAAUUACCAAACCACCAUUAUACCCUUAGCCAAUUGAACAGAAAGAGAAUUGGUUGAUGCAUUAUUAUACAAAAGUACGAAAAAUAUUUUAUGCAUC